GUGCCUCUCUAUUUAUGACGCGCUCGUGACGCGCCGUAAAAACCCUCUAUUAUGGUUUUGUUUCACACCCGGAAGUACCGCACGCUCGCUUUUGCGCUCUCCUCUCUGCCGCCUUCUUCUGGCAGACAGGAGUUUAACUUCUUCCUCUAUAUUGGCAGCAUAAUUUCAUUAACCACUGAGUGAGCAGUCACUUGGAUUGAAGGUAAACGGGCUUGCCUAAUUCUUUUUCGCGGAGCCGUGGGCGAAGGCUGAGCGGAUCCGCUGCCAUCCCAUCCGCCGUCAGUCAGUGACAUUGACACAGUAGGUAGGUAGUGUUGUGCUGCUGCUGCUGUUGGUGCUGUGCACAAACAAGUUCGUGCUCCGGAGCGCUCCCCCCGCAGUUCCCCAAGCCCUCAGCUACAAUGAGCGAACAUUUCAGCCUGUCAGACUGCGACGUUAUCGGCUUCGACCUGGACCACACGCUCUGCCGCUACCAUCUGAAGGAGACCUCCAGGCUAAUCUAUGAAAGCUUUGCCCGGUAUUUGGUGGAGCAUAAAGCAUAUGACAAGGACCUGAUGAACCUAACUCCUGCCACUUGGGAUUUCUGCUUUAAAGGCUUAGUGGUGGAUCUUGAAGACGGAAACCUUGUGAAGUUGGCUGAGGAUGGAACUGUCUUGCGAGCAACACAUGGGACCACUGACCUCAGCACAGAGGAAAUCCUCAAACAUUAUGGCCCAAAAAGAGAAUGGAAGCACUUCAACAGUCUCAGUACUUCCUUCACCAGAUCUGCAAAAUAUUAUUUCUAUGACAACUACUUUGAUCUUCCUGGGGCCCUCCUCUGUGGAAGAGUUGUGGACAUGUUGCACAAGCAAGGUAAUGAGGUGAAUUCUGACUUUUGGAAAGACAUGGUGGCUGCCAUUGACCACAACUACAACACAUCUGCAUUCAAAGAGGACGCAGGGACAUACUUCCCCAGUGUGAAGAGGGACCCUGGCCGGUACCUGCAGCCUUGCUCCGACUCUGUAAAGGCCUGGCUGCGUACCAUGAAAAAUGCUGGGAAGGUUCUCCUUCUCAUCACCAGCUCCCACAGUGACUACUGCAGGCUGAUCUGUGAACACAUCCUGGGGAAGGAUUUUGAGGAACUGUUCGACAUAAUCAUCACGAACGCCCUGAAACCUGGGUUCUUCUCCUUAGUGCCCCAUCAGAGACCUUUUAGAACCCUAGUGAACGAUGUGGAGGAGAGUGAGGGAUUGCCGUCACUGGACAAGCCUGGCUGGUACUCCCAGGGCAACUGGCCACACCUCCACGAGCUGCUCAAGACCAUGACAGGGAAACCAGAGCCCAAGGUAGUGUAUUUCGGAGAUAGCAUGAGAUCGGACAUGUUCCCCGCCAGCAGCUUUGGAAAGUGGGAGACAGUGAUGAUAGUGGAGGAAAUGGAGGGGGAGGGCGUUCCAAGGAGCAAUGCAGCAAUGUCCAACGAAGCUCAAGUGGAGCCACUGGAGAAAAAAGGAAAGUUUGAGGGGCAAGGCAUGAAGUCACCCUCUGCUGUCUCUAACCAGUGGGGCUCCUACUUCGUCGACUUACAUAAAAGCGGAGGAGGAGACGAGGAGACUCAGAAACUGACCUGGUGCUGCCACUGCAUUCACAAGUACAGCACCAUGGCUAUCCCCAGUGUUGAGCACAUAGCAGAUCUUCCUCUGGAUUACAAGUUCCCCAGGUUUUCCCCCGACAAGCCCUGCACCACUGGCUACUACCCCAGGCCCCCGGAUUCACUGUUGAAGAGGUGCCAUAGUCUGUCAUAAAAAAAUAGUAAAAAAAAAAAGUCCUCCCUUACCCCUCUGCCUCAGGAGAGGAAUGUGCCUCCAGUUUUGCCUGUAGUUUCCCACCUUACUCCACCAUCAUCUGUGGAGCACAGGAAGCAUAUGCUCCUCACCUGUUCAGAGAAACCAUGUGAAUGUAAGCCACAUUAUCUAUCUGUAAUAACACCAACAUUUGAACGUAGUUUUGUGGUUUAGUGUACUGUACACGUGGAAAUACAACAAAAUAAGUGAGUGUGCGUAUCUGCAUAAAGUAAUAACAUAGUGUUCUUAUUGUUUGUGUGCGAGUCGCCAGCUGCUUAAUUGCCCUAGUAGAUUGUUUAAAUACCCAAUUUCUUUGAACUUCUCUAAAAUAAAGUGAAAAAUUAACCUUUUUGUUCCCAAAGUGAUUACCUCAAAAAUGUGAUCUACUAUAAGCAAACAGAAGUUGGUGUCCCUUAGUCUUUUGAAAUCAUAGUGUUAGUAUUACUGUACAACACGUGUGGAGUCCUUUUAUUUGUUAGAUAUGGUUUACUUGUAUGCAUUUAGUAACCUUAACAAAAGGUUUAAGGUCUAUCGUUUCCCAUGUGUCAGUUUCGUGGAAGGUGUUUCAUCUACUAGCACAAACUGUCCUUUGUGUCAGCUGUUUCAAAAAACACAACUUUCGGAAACAAUAAUAAUAAUAAUGGAUGAUGACGACUAUGCUAGAUGUUCUCUGUAUUACUUUUGGUGCAACAGUGACAUGUGCUCUUUGAGUGAUUGUGUAAAAAUGUGGACUACUUGUUCAUUCAUUCAUAUGCGAAAUGAGAUAUGCUUUAACCGACUGCUGAAUGGUUGUUUUGUCAGGGUGCAAUGUCAAGAUUUUCCAUAACAUUUAAGGAUGCUACCGCAGAGGACUGGUAUCAAAUUUAUCUUUGUACAGUAGUUUUGAGCUUAGCUUAGCACUGAGAGUGAACCACAGGAAAAACCUCCAUCCAGUGUGGGACGAUAGAACUUCGUGCUCGAAGGAAGCUUGUCAUUGGCAUACAGAUCACGUUCAAGAAUCAUUGGAGUUUUCAAUAACAGAGGUUGUUGCAAACUAAUGGUCUUCAUUAACUUCAUAGUUCAUAUUAACUGAAGUCCAAAGCCAGGGAAACCGUUGGCACCAGAUCCAAACUAUAUUUGAAUGAACUUGACAACAAUUGAUUGCUUUAAUUCUGGUUGUAGCCUGUUGCUUCAAAUUGUAUGCCUGACAUCCUCACAACAGAGUUAUGAUUGAUUUUUAUUUUAAUCUUCUAUAGCUAUUUAACUCCAUUUGCAUUGAGACAACAGUCUAGAAUGCUUACUGUGUAUGUUUUUUGUAACUAGCUGCAUCGAAUCACAAAUUUGUUCAUUCUCAACUCAAAACCACAAUGACAUUUUUUCAACAAGGUACACAAGUACGUGAACAAGAUGCAAUAUGGAGUUAAUUUGAUCUCUGUGCUAAGUUAAGCUAAACACCCUGAAACUGCCUCUUUGCCAACCAUACAGAGACGAUACUAGUUAAUCUUCUCAUUCAGCUUUGAUUAAGUGGUCAAACAAAAAGAAUACUUUGACAAUAGGGACCAUAUAGCUGUCUGUAUGUACAUGAGAUUGGUCAUCCAAAGUGUAUUACUUGUGCUGUGUGUGGAAGUGUUUCCUGCAUACAGCUGUAGUGAUCACAUUCUCCAUUUCUCAUCUGAUCUGAAAGGUUUGACAUGGACACUUGCCUUAUGUUGGAUUUAUUUGUGGUCUUAAGUUGUUCAAAACACAGGGAAAGUUCAAUUCUGUGUUCAAAUGUUGCAGUAAUGUCAAUGAAAUAAAAUGUUCUACAAUUUUCUUA
This is a messenger RNA of Mugil cephalus (flathead mullet), 3615 nucleotides long. It is a transcript of the gene nt5dc1, whose product is annotated as 5'-nucleotidase domain containing 1. Bases 402 to 1781 code for a protein of 459 amino acids. The record is from RefSeq and is a predicted model, not a curated record. Gene Ontology annotation, molecular function: 5'-nucleotidase activity. Lineage: Eukaryota; Metazoa; Chordata; Actinopteri; Mugiliformes; Mugilidae. The transcript is spliced from 12 exons.